CUCCGCAGCCAGGCCUCGUCCGGGGCAUGAGAGUCGGCGGCGGGUUCCUCAGCGGCGGCGGCUCCGGCGGCUCCGGCGGCGGCAGGCGGGCGGAGAUGGAGCCCAGCUUCCCGCAGGGCCUGGUCAUGUUCAACCACCGGCUGCCCCCGGUCGCCAGCUUCGCCCGGCCGGCCGGCCCGGCCGCCCCUCCCCCGCAGUGCGUGCUCGCCCCCCCCGCGGCCCCGGCCGAGCCGCCCCCGCCGCCGGCCCCGGACAUGACUUUCAAGAAGGAGCCGGCGGCCUCCUCGGGCGCGGCCUUCCCGGCGCCGCGGACCCCGUGGGGCUUCCUGCAGCCGCUGGUGAGCAUCAAGCAGGAGAAGCCGGCCGAGCCCGACGAGCCGCCGCAGCACCACCACUACGGGGGCCUGUUCGCGGGCGCCGAGGACCGGGGCCCCGGCCUGGGCGGCGAGGGGGGCGGCCACGGCGUCAUCCAGGACCUCAGCGUCCUGCACCAGCAGCCGCCGCCCGCCCCGCACCACCGCGACGGCCUGCUCGGCGGCGGCGAGGAGCCCAAGCAGGACACGCACGUCAAGAAGGCGAAGAGGCCAAAGCCAGAAUCUCAGGGAAUCAAAGCCAAGCGGAAGCCCGGCGCAUCCUCCUCCUCCUCCUCCUCCGCCGCCGCCGCCUCCUCCUCCUCCAAGCCGCCGCCGGCCGCCGCCGACGGGGGAGAGGCGUCGGGGGGCGCCGUGCUCUCGCCCAGCCAGAAGCCGCACAUCUGCGACCACUGCAGCGCGGCCUUCCGCAGCUCCUACCACCUGCGCCGCCACGUCCUCAUCCACACGGGCGAGCGGCCCUUCCAGUGCGGCCAGUGCAACAUGGGCUUCAUCCAGAAGUACCUGCUGCAGCGGCACGAGAAGAUCCACAGCCGCGAGAAGCCCUUCGGCUGCGACCAGUGCAGCAUGAAGUUCAUCCAGAAGUACCACAUGGAGCGGCACAAGCGCACGCACAGCGGAGAGAAGCCAUACAAGUGCGACACCUGCCAGCAGUAUUUCUCCAGGACCGACCGGCUGCUCAAGCACCGGCGCACCUGCGGCGAAGCCAUAGCCAAGGCGGGGGCCCCGGGCGCCGAGCCGGGCUCCGCGGCCAACCCGGGCACCCUGGCGGGCAGCCUGGCCGCGCUGUCUCAGGGAAGCGGAGGCGGCGGCUCGUCCCGGAGGAAGUCCAAGUCCAAGGGCGCGGCCGCCGAGAGCAAGGAGCAGAAGGCGGGCAGCCUCGGCAUGCAGACCUACUCGGUGGAGAUGCCCGCCAUGUCGCCCGGCAGCGGCGGCAUGAUGGGCGGCGGCGGCGGCGGCGGCGGCAUCGACGAACUCCAGAAAAGGGUGCCAAAGCUGAUCUUCAAGAAAGGAAGCAGGAAGAACACAGACAAAAGCUACCUGAACUUCGUGUCGCCGCUGCCCGACCUCGUGGGGCAGAAGUCCCUGUCCGGGAAGCCCGGCGGCUCCCUGGGCAUCGCCUCGAACGCCGGCACGGACGCCAUCGGCCUCCUCCAGGGCGCCGGCGGCAAGCAAGGCCCGAUGAACAGCAAUUACGACGACGCCAUGCAGUUCUCCAAGAAGAGGAGAUACCUGCCCACCCCCACCAGCAACAGUGCCUUCUCGAUCAACGUGGGCCACAUGGUCUCCCCGCCGUCCGUCAUCCAGGCCGCCGGGGUCAGCGUGCUGGAGAGCGAGGCCCCGCUGUCGCUCAUCGACUCCUCGGCGCUGAACGCGGACGUCAAGUCUUGUCACGACAAGUCCGGCAUUCCCGACGAGGUCCUGCAGAGCAUUCUGGAUCAGUACUCCAGCAAGUCGGAGGGCCAGAAGGAGGACCCCUUCAGCAUCGCCGAGCCCCGAGUGGAUUUACACGCCUCAGGGGAGCACUCGGAGCUGGUCCCGGAGGGGAACCUGAGCCCCGGCACCCAGACCCCGGCCAGCGACAAGGCGAUCGUGUUGCAGGAAUACUCCAAAUACCUCCAGCAGGCCUUCGAGAAGUCCACCAACGCAGGGUUCGCGCUGGGACACGGGUUCCAGUUCGUCAGCCUGUCCUCACCUCUCCACAACCACACGCUGUUCCCGGAAAAACAGAUUUACACUACGUCUCCCCUGGAGUGUGGUUUCGGCCAGUCUGUUACCUCAGUGUUGCCAUCUUCGUUGCCAAAGCCUCCCUUUGGGAUGUUGUUCGGAUCUCAGCCGGGGCUGUACCUGUCCGCUCUGGACGCCACCCAUCAGCAGCUGACCCCUUCCCAGGAGCUGGACGAUCUGAUCGACUCUCAGAAGAACCUAGAGACUUCCUCGGCCUUCCAGUCCUCAUCUCAGAAACUGGCGAGCCAGAAGGAGCAGCAGAAAACCUUGGAGUCCUCCACCAGCUUUCAGAUGCCCUCUCAGGAGCUGGCGAGCCAGAUCGACCCUCAGAAGGACAUGGAGCCGCGAGCAACGUACCAGAUUGAGAACUUUGCACAGGCCUUCGGUUCUCAGUUUAAGUCGGGCAGCAGGGUGCCAAUGACCUUUGUCAGUAACUCUAACGGCGAGGUGGACCACAGAGUCAGGACUUCGGUGUCAGAUUUCUCAGGGUACACAAACAUGAUGUCUGAUGUGAGUGAGCCAUGUAGUACGAGAGUCAAGACUCCCACCAGCCAGAGUUACAGGUAAGCCCCCAGGUGACAGGCUGGAGGCCGAAGGAUGCGGUUUCUGUGUCGUUCUGAGAACACUGCCAUUGGAAUGUUUGAACACGAUCCUCUACAGAAUAAUGUAAUGCCCUUUCAAUGCAACUUUUCAUAUUCAGUUUAUUUUGUUAGUGUGAUUUUAGCUGUUUCUAUUAUGAUUUUUAAUCGAAAUCAAUAGAUUAAAAAUAGUUUGACAUUCAAAGUGACAAUGUUUAGCAAUCAAAUUUACAUGUAUAGAUCGUCAGGGAAUAGCCCAAAAGUUUUAAAUGCAAAAAAAAAAACACAAAAAAAAAAAACAAAAAAAGGAAGAAAAAAAAGAUGUAAAAAACAAAAGAAAAAAACUUUGUUGCUAGGAUUAAGGUUAUUCUAAUUGCUUUACUCUCAGGAAAGUGUAAUAACGCAUGGGAAUUCUGUACACUAUCGCUGUAAUGGAAUAUCCAGUUUACAGAUGGUAUGGUAUACGUUUCACCAUUUAAGUAAGGGAUCGAAAACAUUUCAAAUUGCUCUGUCUGGGCUGAUAGGAUUUAUGUUUCAUCAUUUGAGUAAGGGAUCGAAAACAUUUCAAAUUGCUGUCUCCACCUGGGCCGAUGCAAAAUUCCGAGCUGUGGGCUACCUGUGUUGUGUUGCGGCUUCUUACUGUGCUCUGAGCUUCCAGACCACGUCCACCCCAGCCUGGCAGGGCAGAGAUUCUGGGGUCUUUGAUCAAAGCCUGGAAUGAUAGCUUUAAUGAAAGAAGAAAUAAUUUUUAAAAAGCACCCUCUCCUUGCCCCAGCUGUGCCGAGGCUGCAGUUCCACGAAGAGUCAGCUGACUGACGCCUGGCCCAGUGUGGAAGCCCGAGUCGGGGUUCAGUGUUAGGACCCACGUUGGAGUCACAUAGUUCUUUGAAAUUGGGGUGUGUGUGGUUGUGCACAGCCUGAGACACUCUCCUCUUGUUGCACGGCACCCCCACUUCUGGGUGCUCGUGUUUUUGUUUUUUUUCUUCUAAACCUGCCCUCUUUCUAAGUUCUGGGCCUCCCCUCUCUUGACAGUUUCCACUUUAGAAUGAGUUACAUUCCAGUGAGCAUGUCACAUGCCGAUGGCAUCCAAAUACUAAACAGUAAGACAAACACCUGCCACUCCCCACCCUGAACAACAGGAGAACCCCAAACAGAUUUUUAUGCAUCAUAACCCCCACGUGCUCGGAGCUGGAGCCAUGACUAAGGUGUGUAAUUCCAGCUGGUGCCAUAGCGAACGGAGGGGCGGGGGCGCCCGCCUUCCGUAGUGACCUCAGAGCCUCUCGGUGGAGCCGCAGCCUCGGCCGCACGCUGCGAAGGGGCGUCCGUCAGUAUUGUGCGGGGGUCGUGGGAGGUGACCCCAGCCAGCUCUCCACCCGCGUUGCCAUUUGCGGCUGCUGGUGACAGUGGCUCUGCUCCAAACCACUUUUAGCCAUUGUAUUUUUUUCCUGAUUAUAUUUUUUAAUGUACCGGGGUGUUCAUGCGAUGAGUUUUUAUGUACUUUGGUGAUGUGUCAGUCUUACGUCCUCUGCUGACGUCAGGAAAGUACCACCGUUUGUUUGCAGUCUUAUUGUGUAACCAGCCUACCCGGCUCCCAUGUACAAUACGGUGAUUAAUUUUGUGCAAGUGUGAGACCCUUCUGCUAUGAAGGCAGUGUUUGGGAAGUAAGAAAUUAUUAAGAUGGUUACAGAAUACUAGUUAACUUCCUCCCCCCACUUUUGCUCCCUCCGCGUGCUCCUGCCCGCUGAGGGGGCACCUCCGUGUCACUGCAGGAUUCUUAGGAGACGUGUUUAACCCUCUGACACACACCUGGUCCCAAAGUCUGUAUUCUCAUUUGGGGAACGCGGUUCAGUUCUCGGGGUGCAGAGGACGAGCUGUGAGGGGGCUGGAGAGCACCUUUCCCGCUGUAUCGUAAGAUGUACGGUUCCCCCGUGUUUUGUUUUAUACAGGUUUUGGAUUUCUCUAACUUUUAUUGUGUGUACUGAAACUGCAUAUGUAUUAUUCUGAUUGUUUGCUCUAGUUUACUACCAAUAAAAGACCUGUUAAUCACAAAA
Eptesicus fuscus (big brown bat) is the source of this 4728-nucleotide messenger RNA. It is a transcript of the gene ZNF281, whose product is annotated as zinc finger protein 281. Gene Ontology annotation, molecular function: RNA polymerase II cis-regulatory region sequence-specific DNA binding; DNA-binding transcription factor activity, RNA polymerase II-specific. Gene Ontology annotation, biological process: regulation of transcription by RNA polymerase II. Gene Ontology annotation, cellular component: nucleus. The transcript has a single exon. The record is from RefSeq and is a predicted model, not a curated record. NCBI's taxonomy places the organism in Eukaryota, Metazoa, Chordata, Mammalia, Chiroptera, Vespertilionidae. Bases 27 to 2666 code for a protein of 879 amino acids.